Messenger RNA from Pangasianodon hypophthalmus (striped catfish), 3035 nucleotides. RefSeq lists its product as uncharacterized. The record is from RefSeq and is a predicted model, not a curated record. The coding region runs from base 416 to 2482 and encodes 688 amino acids. Lineage: Eukaryota; Metazoa; Chordata; Actinopteri; Siluriformes; Pangasiidae. The transcript has 16 exons. Gene Ontology annotation, molecular function: guanyl-nucleotide exchange factor activity.
GUUGAUGGAGAUGAGCAGCUUUUCUUCUCCUCUCUCAAUCUGCUCUUUAUUCCCAUUUGUUUAUUUGUUUUUUGUUUGUUUGUUUGUUUAAUCUGCAUUUAGACUGAAAACCAGAAGAGCAGAGCUCGAGCUCCGGAGUGUUAUAUUUAUUUCUCUUCUCUUUGCUUUUCUCUUUCUCUCUCUCUUUUUCUCUUUUUUCCUUUUUCUCCUCAUAUUUUCACUUGUUUUAUUUGGUUUAUCUUUCUUAUUCCCUUUUUUCUACCUUUUUGUGGUUUUCUUUCUCUCCUUUUAUACCUCUGUGAUUCUCUCUCUCUCUCUCUCUCUCUCUCUCUCCUGGCUGUAGGGUGUGGAGCUCUUUGGCGAGUAUCACUUCCUUCACCAGGGGAUUCGCUGGCAGGGCAACCUGCUCCAGAGGAUGAAGUCUCACGAGGGAGAGCUAGUGAGGGAGAUCUCAAAGCUGCAGGCGAUGGUGCUGGAGCUCAGGUCUGGUUUCUCUCGCGCUCUCCUCGAAUUAAAUCAGAUUCAGCUCGGAGACACGGAGCUUCAGAACCAGCUGGAGGAGACGAGACACGGCUGUAACAAGCGUACACUACACCUGGAAACACUCGUUCUUACACUUAAGGAGGAACUGGAGGAGAUUCGCUGUCAGAUUCGUCAGCUGUGUGAUGAGCAGGUGAAGUCAGAACAGACGAACAGUAACACAGGAGCGCAGAGUGACAGUGCUCCAGGAUGUAGCGGUGUAAAGGAUGUUAGCAGCACUAAUGGAAUUAAAAAUGGUAAUGAGGUGACGGUAGCCCCGCCCCUUUGCACAGCAGGCGGAGCUCUUCUACUGCACUGCUACCUGCAGGGUCUGUGGGCGGGGCAUAACUCAGGUGAAAGUUCCUCUCACGUGAGUCUCAGAGGUGAAGGAGCUUCGAGCUGCACGCAAACAGGCAGACGUCAGCGUGUCAGUAUCUCACUGUUAAAGUCUGAGUGGGAUUAUUUCUCCAAACUCAACCUGCUUCAGGAGAAAUACAGAACCCCGUCCUCCAAUCACACUGAGACACAUAAGGUAUUUGUCAGACACGUGGAUGAGAUGCUGCAGCGCCACCUGCUGUUCAGAAACAGUCUGCAGGAGAAGCUGAGUGGUGACGAACAGAACCGUGCACUGGGAGACGCUUUCCUCAAACUCACCACACAGGACAACUCAGCAUUCUGUGAUGCGUAUCUCGGAUACACAGCCGCGCUGGCAACGAUCCUGACUACAGAGUUCAGCAGGGAUCCAACUGACAAACCACACAACACACAGGAGGAAGGAGAGAAGUUCAGACUGCUGUCACUGUUGUUAGCGCCGGUGACACGCCUACACACCUACCUGAACACUGUACAGGUGCUGCUGAGCUGCUCGAGCAGUGAACACUCAGACUGGCGCUCGCUACACAACACCAAUCAGGUGCUACGCAACCUUUACACUCGAUGUCACAUGACCCUUGAGAGGGCGGGGAGGUGGACCGACGGGGCGGGGCGACCAAACGAGGGGGCGGAGUCAGCGAACGGCCUCAGUAGCAGGUGUUGUUCUGAGAGCCCUGAGUGCGCUCGCUCCGCCUUCACCAAAUACCGCGCCAACGGACAUCAAAGAGAACCGCAUUACCUCACAGUGCCACGCCCCCUGCUGACCCCUGCUGGAAUCCUGCGGAACUCCCGUGAGCGUGUGUGUGAGCCGCCGCCCCCUGCUGGCUGGACGGAGAGCUGCGUGUGGGAUUUCCGUGCGGUGGAGUGCCGUCCGGUUCCGGCACGUCGUCCUCAGAACCUGUUUCUCAAUCCCGGUGCUCCAGGAGAACUUCCGGGUUCCAUCCCAACCCUGAAGUCCCCGUCGGGUUUGGCCGAGCGUCUGUGCGGUUCCCCCGGUCCGGACGGUCGAGUGUGUCGCUCGGACGCUUGCGCUCUGCCUCAGCGCAUCGACGACGCAGACACGGACGCGGACGUCGGCGACGCUUCGGUGUUCGAUUACUCGUCGGUGACGACGUGCAGCCCGGACGACACGCUAGAACUGCGGGGACGAGACGAGGACGAGGAGGACGACGAAGAGGAGGACAGCGAGAUUCCCGUCCUGUUAAAGCCGUCAUACACGCACACUCACACACACUCCGGCGGGGGCUCGCAGAGGGAGGGGAGUGUGUGUACACGCUGGCAGAUCCCCCGCGCCGCGCCUCUGCCUCCCGAAGUGUGUGUAGCGGGAUCGGGGACGGGACGACGGCCGGCUAACCACCGCCGCAAAAUCCCCACCAGAGCCUUCCGGCCGAUUUGGGACGCGCCCUUUAAACAGGGAGACGGAGCUCCCGCUAAAGAGAACACUGUGUCCUUCAGCUCGACGGAUCAGAUCAUAAAUCCACAGAGACCCACAGACUCAUCACGCUCUGUGUACAGGAGUGUGUGUGGUGGUGAAAGAGACGGACUCUGGAACGACAGCGAUGACAGCGAGGGUCCCUGCAGCAACGUCUAACACACACACACACACACACACACACACACACACUCUCACACACUCUCACACACUCUCACAUUCACACUCACAUGUGAACAGACUCUCACCUAAAACUGACCAAUCAGAAUCCAGGAAUCACUUGCAUCAUCAGGACCUUUACUGACUCCUCCCCUUGAUUGAGUGCCCUUGAUCGCCAUCAAGUGGACUUCACUGUGGACUCCAGGAGCACUGUUUACCCAGAAUGCACUGCUGCAUUCUCACGCUCCCGAUGAGUGAGUGAUGGAGUGAGCGCUUGUCGGCUCGGAGGUGUACUGUUUAUGUGGAUUGGGACGUAACCCACGCUGUGUGUGUGUGUGUGUGUGUGUGUGUGUGUGUGUGUGUGUCUCCACGGCCUCGUCCUAAUCCACACUAACGAUGAGUUAGUGCACUACAGCACGCUGUCCAAUCACGUCACACGGCAUCAGGACGACGCGGAUCUAAUCAAACCUCAUCUCUCCUCACUUCCUUUCUUUCUCCUUUUCUCUUUCUUUCCUCUCUGUUCUCUUCUUUCCUUUCUUUCUUUCUCCCUCUU